Messenger RNA from Trematosphaeria pertusa, 1263 nucleotides. RefSeq names its product sterigmatocystin 8-O-methyltransferase precursor. Gene Ontology annotation, molecular function: O-methyltransferase activity. Bases 1 to 1263 code for a protein of 420 amino acids. The transcript is spliced from 5 exons. NCBI's taxonomy places the organism in Eukaryota, Fungi, Ascomycota, Dothideomycetes, Pleosporales, Trematosphaeriaceae. The record is from RefSeq and is a predicted model, not a curated record.
AUGGCCGACAAAGCGAACUCCAAUCUGCUCCGCUUGGCGUUGCAGGUCCAACAAACGGCAACGCAAAUCGUGGAGGGUCUUUCUUCGAAUGGUCUGCCCGAGCCAACCUUCGAACCUUCAUCCGAGAGCAUUCCAGAGACGACCCAGUUCGCCAGCCUACGUACUGCUUUGAACGACGCUGCUCAUGACCUACUGAGGCUCGUCAACGGUCCGAAGACGGAGGUUCGUAACCUGAUUUGUACCCUGUACGACCUAGCGGCCUGGCAAGUUGCAUGCGAGUUCCGAUUCUUCGAUGCUAUUCCGGAGAGCGGAUGCGCCGAGCUAAAAGAGAUAUCCAAGGCUGUCGGCCUUGACGAAGAAAGAGUCGGCAGAUUCCUAAGGAUUCUAGCAACGGACCGGGUGUUUGAGGAGGUGAAGCCCGAUGUCUUCAAGCACACUUCGAGGAGCGUCCUUUAUGUGAGAGACCAACAUAUGCGAGAUGCGGUCCACUAUCAGUUGGAUGAAUUCUUCAUGGCGGUUCCGGAAACAUCGGCCAGCCUCAGAGCAUCUCCCCUCGCAUUCAGCCGCUCCACCAAUCCGUUCGUAACUCGGCAUGGCUCCGAGAUGUUUCAGUUCUAUCGGCAGGACCCUAAACGAGCAAGCCGAUUUGCGAGUGCCAUGGCCGGCAUUGGCAAGAUGGAACGACAAUUCGAGGAUUUGAGAGAUAGCUACCCAUGGAAUGAAGUCACCGCAGGUAAAGUCGUUGAUGUAGGCGGAGGAAACGGACACAUGAGCAUUGCACUCGCCCGCUCAUUCCCGAAUCUUCAAAUGGUCGUCCAAGACUCACUCUCGAUGCUAGCCCAAGCCUCGAGCAACGACAUUUCGGACUUGAACGGCAGAGUCGCAUUCAUGCAGCACAGCUUCUUCGAACCUGAGCCUAUUGCCGGCGCAGCGGCAUAUCUGCUUCGAUACGUUACACACAACUGGGACGACCAAGACUGCAUCCGCAUCUUCAAAGCUCUGGUGCCCGCGCUAGAACAGAGCGCUCCUCAGACGCCUCUCCUGAUUAACGACAUUGUGUUGCCCACAGCCGGAGAGACGACUCUCUACCAGGAGCGCCGCCUGCGGCAAGUCGACAUCAUGAUGAUGGUCGUGUUGGGCGCGAAGCAGAGGACGGAAGCCGACUUUCGCGGCCUUCUCAAAUCGGCGGAUUCUAGAUAUCGAGUUAAGGAUAUCCACGGGACGGGAGAUAUGAAGCUGCUCGAGGUGGUUUUGGAUAUCUAA